AUGGAUAAGUCUAAUACAGGGGUACGAAAACGCUACAGAUACAUGCAUGUACUCAACGUAGAUGUGUGUAAACCCGGAGGUCCCAUCCACUCCACACCACUUCCAACCACUCCCAUCCAUUCCCAACCCUUCCCAACCACUCCAACCCACUCCCAACCACUCCCAUCCACUCCCAAUCACUCCCACCCACUCCACACCACUCCCAUCCACUCCAAACCACUCCCAACCACUUCCACCAACUCCCAUCCACUCCCAUCCACUCCCAACCACUCCCACACACUCCCACACACUCCCAACCAACCCAACCACUCCCACCCAUUCCCACACACUCCCAACCAACCCAACCACUCAACACCACUCCAAACCACUCUCACCCAUUCCCAGCCACUCCCAACCACUCCAACACCCUUCCACCCUCCACAACCAACCCAACCACUCCACACCACUCCACCCACUCCAAACCACUCCCAUCCACUCCCAACCACUCCCACCACUCCACAUCCAUCCAUUUCCAACCACCCAAACAACAUCAGCCACACUCCCACACCCAACCACCCAACCACUCCCACACACUCCACACCACUCCAUCCACUCCACACCACUCCAACCACUCCCACCCACUCCCAACCAAUCCCAUCCAUUCCCAACAGCUCCCACCCACUCCCAACCACCCCACCCACUCCCACCCACUCCCACCACUCCCAACCACUCCCAAGCACUCCCACCCACUCCCAACCACUCCCACCCAUUCCCACCACUCCCACCCAUUCCCACACACUCCUAACCAACCCAACCACUCCCACCCAUUCCACACACUCCCAACCAACCCAACCACUCCACACCACUCCCAACCACUCCAGCAAAGCCCAACCACGCCAAAACCCAACCCACCCCAACCACGCACAACGCCAUCCACGCCCAACCGACCCAUACCCACAAACCACGCCCAACCACGUCCAACCACCCCACACACCACGCCCACACACACCACCCACCACUCCCCAUCACCCACCACCCAACACCACCAACCAUCCACGUCCACCAUCCCACACACCAACCACCAACCACUCCCAACCACGCCACACAAUCCAAUCCACCCAACCACGCCCACACAAUCCACCACCACCAAACCACCCCAACCAACACCAACACCACCCCACACCCAACCGCAAAACCACCCAACCAACCCACCACACACACCCCACCACCCACCACGCAAACCCCCCCAACACCACACUCCACACCAAUCCACCACCAACACGCAACCACCCAGCCACCAAUCCAACAACCAAACCCACACCACAACACAACCAACACCACUCCACAUCCCACCACCAAACACGCCAACACCAUUCCCCCAAACCAAAACACCCAACAGCCACACAACCACGCCCAACCACCUCCCAACACAUCCAAACAGCAAAACACCCAACAACACGCCCACAGCCACACACGUCCAACAAUCCCACCAUUCCAACCACGUCCAACACCCACCACUCCCAACCAACUCCCAACCAAACCAACACUCCCACCAUCCACACCACUCCAACAAUCCACAUACACCCACAACAACUCCCACAACCAACCACCAACCAUCCACAAACGCCACCACCACACGCCUCCAACCAAUCAGCCCACCCACCCCAGCCCACCCAACCACGCCCACCAACUACACCCAACCACUCCCACCCCGUCCCACACACCCACCAACCCAACCACUCCCACCCAUUCCCACACACUCCCAACAAACCCAACCACUCCACACCACUCCCAACCACCCCCACCAACCACGCAAACACCCACAUCACACCACCAACCUCCCACAGCACACCGCCGACACGUCCCGCCAUACAACAACCAACCAACCAUCCCAUUCCACACACAUCCAACAACCAACACUACACCACUACACCCACACACCCCACACCACUCCACACAUUCACAUACACUUCCACCCACCCCCAACCAACCAAACCAACCCAACCACUCCUAGUCAACUUCCACCCAUUCCCACGCACUCCCAGCCAACCCAACCACUCCACACACUUCCAACCACUCCCACCCACUCCCACCCAAACACACACAGACCUUUAA
Molecule: messenger RNA, 2094 nt
Organism: Pecten maximus
Lineage: Eukaryota; Metazoa; Mollusca; Bivalvia; Pectinida; Pectinidae
Product: extensin-like
Exons: 2
Coding region: 1-2094 (697 amino acids)
Source: RefSeq, a predicted model, not a curated record